AUGGCUUCACAGCACAACAACUCCUUUAAACCCCAGUCACCAGAAAGUGGCCUUGUAUUAGACAACAGGAACUUCCUUCCAAGCCAGGAUACUUCUCUACAGUGGGAAGAAGAUAUCUGUAACUUCUCAACUGCUCAGCUCAACUUUCCCACAAAUGACAAUGGUUACUGUGCAAAGCAGGAACUGCAAGCAAUGUGGAAGUGGUUUACCUCCUGGUUGAAGCCAGAAAAGAGUAGCAAGGAGCAGAUGAUUUCGCAGCUGGUCUUGGCUGAGUUUCUCAAAACUGGGCACUACAAGGACAAGUCUGUCUUGAAAGAGAAGUGGGAAUCAAAUGGCAGAAACCUGGGGAGAUUCAUGGAGGAUCUGACUGAUGAGUGCUUGAAGCCUCCCAUCAUGGUUCACACCUCCAUGCAGGGGCAGGAAGCCCUCUUUUCUAAGAACAUGUCUUUAGAAGAAACCAUCAACAUUUUGAAAGAGCAGCAAUCAGCAAGAAGUUCAAUACAAGAGAGUGCAAAGACACCCUUGCCAAUCCCCCAAGACAUGUUAUUGACAACAGGACAUGAAGACUGGGAAGAUAGCCAAAACAAUGGCUGGAGCAAUAGUGAUGUAAAUGAUGGGGAUAGCAGUCCUGGAAAUGAGAUGGACUCCCUUUCCCUUAUCCAACAAAUGAAGAAGCAUGUAGCUUCUAAACAGCAAGUAACCAUUGAAGACAUGACUUGUAACUUCUGGAUUGUUCCAUCUAUCUUUGUGGAUAAAGAAGAUGAAUCUGUUUAUGUUAAGUAA
This is a messenger RNA of Peromyscus eremicus (cactus mouse), 783 nucleotides long. Its product is annotated as zinc finger and SCAN domain containing protein 4F-like. The coding region runs from base 1 to 783 and encodes 260 amino acids. The record is from RefSeq and is a predicted model, not a curated record. NCBI's taxonomy places the organism in Eukaryota, Metazoa, Chordata, Mammalia, Rodentia, Cricetidae. The transcript is spliced from 4 exons.